Brassica rapa (field mustard) is the source of this 5757-nucleotide messenger RNA. RefSeq names its product probable calcium-binding protein CML34. NCBI's taxonomy places the organism in Eukaryota, Viridiplantae, Streptophyta, Magnoliopsida, Brassicales, Brassicaceae. Gene Ontology annotation, molecular function: calcium ion binding. The record is from RefSeq and is a predicted model, not a curated record.
CCUCAAUCAACAACAAUGAUUUUUUCUUGGAUCGUACAUCACAAUCUUGAAUACAAACGGGAAACUUUACCUCUCUAGUCCAUAUUGACCUUGAAAACAAUAAAAGUCGAUCAACUCUACAUUUGUCAUGCAAAGCAAAAAACGAAGAGCAACAAAAAUUUGCGUGGUGGGUUUACAUAUACAACUGGAUUAUUCCAUCUAAUAAAAGAAACAAAUUUUACCUCAAUUCUCCAAGAUUCAAACGUAGGCAUGAUAACCAGUCAGUCGAUCGUCCACAAAGUUUUAAAUGGCCCAUGUAAAUAUCCAUAAAUCCAAAAAGAUUGCAAGAAAGAAAAGAGACGUGUAUGUACCUUCUUUCCCUUUUCAUUGUUAAAAGAUAAGUUUUAGAGACAUGCAUGCACUCACUUAUUACGCUCUACAAAGAAGGACGUGACGCGAGAGCCAAACGCAUAUGGAUGUUAAAUGAUUUCUCCUUGUAGACAUUUGAAUCCUCUUAAGCUCCAUAUUCUUAUUUCUUGUUUUACAUCACUGAAUACGUAAGCACUAAAACCGAGUGUUCUCCAAUUUAUUUCUUAAAUAAGUGUAUACAAUUCGUUGAUUACGUUACUAAUACUUUUCUUUCUCGUCGAAGUAGCAAUACUUGAAUCCAAUGGUACUGAUUUUUCAUUAAUUUAAAAAAACAAUUCGUUAAUAUAUCUUCAAUUUUUGAGAAAAAAAAAAGGAUUUGUUAGCACGAUGAGUCAGCGGUGGUCAACGUGUACCCAAAUAUAGGAUAAGUAUGACACACGUAUUUAGAUUUAUCUGGAAGUUAUGUUUUAUAUAACAUUUUUUUGUAAAUUAUCAUAAUUAGAAUGUAUUGAUUUGGUAUUUUGUUUUUUCUACAUUUGCUUAUUAUUCUCCUAAUAUUGAAGAUUUAAUUUUGAUAGUUUAAAUGGAAACUUGACAUUUGCAGAAGCGAAUCCAUCAACUUUGGAAAAAAAUCUUAAUAUAAAAUUUGUUUUCUAACCUUGAAAUAUAAUUUCUUUUUUUAUAAUAAUAUUUAAAGGUUAAUACUGUUAAAAUUAGCUUAGCUUUGCACUAUGUUAUUAUGAAAAAAAUCCAUUUGUAGGAUAAUAUCUACAUAUAUAUUUUCUAAAUAUUUCCUAGUUUUUUUUUUCAUUUUCAUUUUUAUUAAACAUUCACUGGAACUAUCAAUCUUUACAGGGUCUUUUUGUUUAGGGUUGUCAAGACUAUAUAUACCAGACCAUAGUGUGUCAAGAUUCACACACUCAUAAACAAAAGAAAAUUCUAAAACAAAUAUAAUAAGAAAAUGUCUGCAAAACAGAUCCUCCAAAAGUUCGACAAGAACAACGACGGCAAGCUCUCACUGGAGGAGUUCCGUGAAGCGGCUCUUGCUUUCUCUAAGAACAUUCCUGAUGAAGAAAUCACAAAUAUGUUCAAGGAAUUUGACGUGGAUGGUGACGGUGAGCUUGACGCUGACGAGUUUACUUUGUGCAUUAAUAACAUGUUGAAGGAAGCUUUUGAUUUUUGUGAUACUGAUGGUGCCGGAAAGGUAACAGCAAGUGAGUUCCAUGCGGCCAUGACUGGGCUUGGGGAGGACUUCACAGAAGAAAAAUGUGCAGAGAUGGUUCAAGCCGUGGAUGCAGAUGGUGAUGGUUAUGUGAGCUUUGAGGAAUUUAUGGCUAUGAUCAUUGGCGAGUUUAAGAAAUGAGGGAUGAAUGGUCUGCUUGCUUAGCUAUGUUUGCUUAUCCUUAUUUAUGUGUAUUGUCAUCGGUUUAGAGAUUUCUCGACCGUGUCUUGUCUUUAAAAAUAAUUUCAAGUUCAUGCUGUUAAAUACUGCACUUGCCAAAUGUCAUGUGGGUCUUUAGCAAUGAUUAUUGAAAUCUAAAAUAAUUUUUGUUUAAGAAUGCCCUUUUUUAAACAUUAAAUCAACUGACGAAAAUGUUUAUAUACAAGCCUAAAAAUAUGUUUAUGUACAAAGUCUAAAAAUUGCGAUCCAUUAGCUUGUGCUCGGUGUAAUAUAAGAGCAUCUCCGAGAUAUUUUGUAACUGGUAUAAGAACAUUUUACAAGACAUUAUAUCAGAAACCUCAAGGAGCCCCUUUGUUUCGAGUGAGAUUGAUCUCCGACAAUGUUUUGAUUGUUCGUAAAAUAGUUUACAAUCUCCGGAUAAAUGAUAUAGUAUCUGAUGGUUUUAUGGAGGUUAAGACAGACAUGUCCAAAGUCUAUGACCGGAUGGAAUGAGAUUUCUUGGAGAUACUACUGGAAAAAUGGGAUUUAAUCGUGUUUGGAUUAGAUGGAUCAUAUCUUGCCUGAGCUCAAUGUCAUUUUCGGUCCUCAUGAAUGGGAACUCGCAUUCAUCAAACCCGAGUGUGGUAUUAGACAAGGUGAUCCUCUCUCGCCAUUCUUUUUUUGUCUUGUACGCAGAAGCUUUAGUAAGUUGCCUUAAUGUCGAUGAAUCAUCGGGUUCCCGUCAUGGUAUCAAGUUGGCUAUCUCGGGCCUUCUGUCCACCAGCUCCGCUUUUAAGACGACAUUCUCAUGAUGCGUAUCUUAUAUCUCAAACGUUAUAGCGAGGUUUCUGGUCAGGUCAUCAAUCUCCUAAAACAUCCGGUAAUGUUUGAUGCAAACGUGCCAAAAAAUACAAAGGAAGGGAUUAAACAUGUCCUUGGAAUAAAAGCAAAGGGUGGUGAAAGCUUAUACCUCGGUCCCCCCUAGUGUUUUAGUGGAUCAAAGAGGAAGCUACUGAGUUUUAUCUGAAAAAGUUUCAGAGAAAGCUCCAAGGCAGGUUUUCUAUCUCAGAGAGGUAAAUAAAUUCCUUUCAAAUCAGUGACUUUUGCGCUUCUAGUGUUUGUAAAUUCGUGUCUUAAGCUCCCUAAAGAUGUGUGCGCCAAGCUUACUAGCGCGAUGAUUAAGUUUUGGUGCAACAAUGUCGACAAGGCGAAAGAGAUCCCUUGAGUAGCCUGAAAAAACUAUGCAAGUCCAAAUAUGUGGGAAGUUUUCCAUGACAUCAAAUUCUUCUAUCAAACUUUACUUGGUAAACAAGCUUGGCGUAUUUGGGACAAUCUAGAAUCUUUGAUGGAUGAUGUACUUAAACACUAAUACUUAGUCAACUGUUCUUUCAUGGACUGUUGUUUAAGUAUAUGCCGUUCCUAUGUGUGGCAUAGUAUCCUCCAUAGUCGUGAACUAAUAAAAUAAGUAUUGGUGUAAAGGAAGAAAAUACGAAGGUCUGGUUAGAUAAUCGUGACACUAUCCCUCACACAACACAUUAUUAGCAUGAUGCCAAUGUGGACAUGAAUCUUGAGGUUGCUGAUCUCAUUGAUGAUCCAUCUCAUUCAUGGAACAUGGACUGUAUUAGACAUAUGAUCAUUAGUGAGGAAGAUGUCAUCUUAGUGAUAAUACAGUAAUCUCCCCUUCGCGUGAGGACUCUUUUGUUUGGGGUUUCGCAAGCUUUGAAAGCUACACAACGAGGAGUGGACAUAAGCUAGUAAAAAUUGUGAAUGACCUUCGCUUCCCCCCAACCAAAUCAGCUUCAUCCCUUGCAGAAACAGCUUUGUGAUUGUUUAUUGAAAUUGAAAAUCCCUCUUACGAUAAAAACACUUUAUGUGGAGGGCACUCUAGAUGCGUUAGCAGUCAGGGCAAGGCUGUCGUUGAGGGGCAUUGUGACUGAUACCUACUGCCCAAUGUAUGGUUCCAGUCAGGAAACUAUAUUUCAUGUUCUCUUUCAUUGCAGAGUGGCUCGAGAUAUGUGGGCGAGAUAAUCAUUUCCACUUCAUCUAGCCGAUUUUUCCAUAAACUCAUUCUUCCUCAACUACCAUCAUUUACUCGCAUGCAGCAAGAAGCAUGAUAUGCAUGAGAGGCUCUCCAUGGAUCCUUUGAAAAUUUUGGAAAACUCGAAAUGCAAUUCUACUUUGAGAAGACUCGAUCUGACACUGAAUCAAUCUUUUUUCUUUUUUUGGUAAAAGACACUGAAUAAUCUUCUCUAAGGCUUCAGAAGAAUUUAGGUUGUAUAUGCAUAAUGGAGAAAACUGUUUGAAGAACCAUGCAUCAAUGACAGUACACCUCCAUUAUUAAUCACAUUUAAAGCAGUCGCCAACGUCAUCCAUAAUAUACAAACAGUCAACCUGCUAUAUCGGAGGGUGAAACAUACAUUAUUAGGGUUUAAAUGUUUUUUUUAUAAAAUCAAUUUUAUUACUUUAGCUUGAGUGUAUGUGAUCAACAAUGUAAAUAUUGCGGUACAUAGAAAUUAAAUUGAAAAUCUACUCCAUCUUGUAAGCGCUUUGCCAGACAGUCUGUUACUUUGUUUGCACUCCUCUUCGUCCAUUAGGGUUUAAAUGUUAUAUCCUAAAUUUUCCAUCACAAAUGGUAUAUUCUUAAGAUUGAUUAGAAAAAUAGAUAUUGCACAAAUUGAUCCAAUAAUCUAUUUUUAAUUUAUUUUGUUCCCUUUUAUAAAUAAUAAAUCGGAACUUUAUGUCACACUAAAUUAGAUAUGCAUAUACACAUAUAAAAUAAUUAUUCAGAAAUGAUAACAUAUGAAUGUAUAUUUUUAUUUUAUAUUAAAACAUAAAUAUGUUGGAUUAUCUAAAAUUAUAUAUUUUAAAAAUCUCAGUUAAUUAAAUAUUGAAAACCUUAGAAUAAUUUUUUGUAUGAAUAUGAGGAUUUUAUUGGGCAUGAUGAAACUAUUAGGCUUACAAAUAUCUAAUUUUAAAGUUAUUGAAUAUUUUCAAAUCUAGGUUAGAAGUUAUUGUGAAUGAUUAUUUGAUUUUGUUUGAUUUAUGUGGUGACCGGUUCACUUUCACUAUGUAAUUUUCCACAUGUAUCAAUUUUUUACUAACUUUUUUUUAAUGGUUUUUACUAAUUUUAUAUUAUUGUUAAUCCACUAAGCAUGAAAACCGUAGAUACUAAGAAUUUUAUACAUGAACUACAAUCAUUUAAUUUUUCAUUUUUUUCAAAACAAAAAAUAAAAAUUUUGACUUCAACUUUUUAGAAAUGAAUUAAAAAAAUUCUUAAGAAAAAUACAAUACAAAUAUACUUUUUCUAAAAAUUAAAUAAUUUUGGAACUUAACUCAAGAUAAAUCAUAAUCGUCUAAAUAGAUCAAUACAAUUACAUGAAUCUAAAUAGAUAAUUUUUUUGAAUCUUAUAAGUAAAUGAGUUCAAACGGUCGUAAAUGUGUUGGCGAAAAAUGAGACUGAUUUAAAUAAGGUGAAUCUACCAAUUUAAGAUUCUUAACAAAUCAUGUGACGGAAUUUUUAUUAGAUUUUUACAAUGUAAAAUGUUCCGGGCUUUAAAAAUCUAGUUUAGAUUAUAAGCAUUGUUGUACGACACUGCACAAACAAAAAAAAGCAAUUUUGUAUGACAAUAUGGAUCUUCUUAUUAGAUAGUAAAUAUCGUUAGAGGUAAAUCACCCGAGCUUAGUACAAGAUCGCCAGGAUAAUUCGGGCAUAUCCUCGAUCCUGCGUUGGCAAAAGCCCUGUCCUAGCUUUGUGAAGUACCUCCUGGAUAAGAGAAGCCGAGAAUAGUGGUGCCUCUUGGAUCCUGGAGAACAAUGUAGGACAGACUCUAGGGGAUAGCCGUCGAUCUUACUCUUCUAUCCAUACACGGGUACCCUGGCUUUAACCUUCAUGUUCUGUUUCUGCUACAAUACGCUGUUUUUAUAAGCCUCGGCUUAUUCCAUUUUUUAAAAACUGAAGGCACUAAGCGUUAAAAAAAAGAAGUUAGUAAACAUCGUAAGACUUCACAAAACGGAAGUGAAUGUAUGAA